This is a messenger RNA of Lathyrus oleraceus (garden pea), 381 nucleotides long. RefSeq lists its product as uncharacterized. Bases 1 to 381 code for a protein of 126 amino acids. The record is from RefSeq and is a predicted model, not a curated record. The transcript is spliced from 2 exons. Lineage: Eukaryota; Viridiplantae; Streptophyta; Magnoliopsida; Fabales; Fabaceae.
AUGGCACAUUUUGAAGCCUUGUAUGGUCAAAGGUGUAGUACACUUAAUGUUGGCAUGAAUCUGAUAUUCAGACGAGUUAGGCCUGUUGCUUAUAGAGCGGUGUUGCCAUCAAAUUCGUUAAAUCUACAUUGUGUGUUCCAUGUUUCACAACUUCAAAAGUAUAUUUUGGAUCUAUCGCAUGUGAUUCUGAUGGAUGGUGUUCAGGUGAGGGAUACCUUUACAGUUGAUGCUCUGCCUAUAAGGAUUGUUGAUCGAGAACUGAAACAGUUGAGAGGAAAAGAGAUUGCCUUAGUAAAGGUAGUUUGGGGUGGACUAGCUGGUGGGAGCAUGACUUGGGAACGUGAGGAGUGGAUGAGGGAGUCGUAUCCGAAAGUUCUAUAA